CGCGUGCGGCGGGCGGCAUUGCGUUGUCAUUCUUGGACUUGCCCGCUUGCCAUGCAACGCGUCACAUCCACGGUCCGCAAAAUGUCGACGCGCAGCACCACAGCCAGCGGCUCCACCGUCUAUGAAUCGGACCGUGCGGCGCACGAGUACCUUCAGUUCCACUUUGGGGAUUCCAAAGACGUCGUGCCAUGGGCAUUUGCCCCUUCAGAUGCGUUAAACUUUUUGCCUCGCUGUGUUGAGGACACUGUCGGUCAUCUGCCCAAGCAGAACCGCCGCCAACGCGCGCUUGAGAUCGGAUGCGCUGUCGGCCGCUCGUCGUUUGAAUUGUCGCGCCAUUUCGACGAGGUAGUGGGCAUCGACUUUUCGCAUCACUUCAUCGAGGUCGCGAACGCCAUGAAAUUGAAGGGAACUGCCGAAUACGAAGCGCUGCUACAAGGAGACAUCAAGGAAUCCCGUGUGGCAAAGGUCGCUGCGGACAUCGACCGGUCCAAAGUCACGUUUGCGCAGGGCGACGCGUGUAACUUGGACGUUGCGGAGUUGGGCGCAUUUGAUUUGGUCUUUGCGUCCAAUUUGCUGUGUCGAUUGCCGGAGCCUAAGCAAUUCCUUGCCACGUUGCCGUCCCUUGUACGGUCGGACGGCGUCUUGGCUCUUAUCAGCCCAUACUCGUGGCUCGAGGAGUACACGCCCAAGGAGCACUGGAUAGGCGGCACGGUGAACCCCGUGGACGGGACUCCCAUCGACUCAUUUGCCGAAAUCGAGCGACUCUUGGCGCCCCACUUCACGCUCGUCGCGCGCACGCAAUACCCCUUCCUCAUCCGCGAACACGACCGCAAGUUCCAGUACGGUGUCUCGGACGGCACGUUCUGGCGUCGCAAUGCCUAACCUAAUCAAGCUGUUUGGUUGCAAAAUCCAUCCGAACCACUCCGUUGCGACGGACGGCCUUCCGUUCCUCGGCCAUUCGAGCGCCGUCUCG
This is a messenger RNA of Aphanomyces invadans, 973 nucleotides long. RefSeq lists its product as hypothetical. Bases 52 to 882 code for a protein of 276 amino acids. The transcript has 3 exons. Lineage: Eukaryota; Oomycota; Saprolegniomycetes; Saprolegniales; Verrucalvaceae. The record is from RefSeq and is a predicted model, not a curated record.